CCCUCCAAGUCAUUAGAUUCAGGUGUUCCAAUCACGUCCAUGGCCACAGGUGUAUAAAAUCAAGCACCUAGGCAUGCAGACUGCUUCUACGAACAUUGAAAGAAUGAGUCUCUCUCAGGAGCUCAGUGAAUUCAAGCAUGGUACCGUGAUAGGUUGCCACCUGUGCAAUGUCUGUCCAUGAAAUUUCCUUGGUACUAAAUAUUCCACCAUCAACUGUUAGUGGUAUUAUAACAAAGUGGAAGCAACUGGGAACAACAGCAACUCAGCCACGAAGUGGUAGGCCACGUAAAAUGACAGAGCGGGGUCAGUGCAUGCUGAAGCUCACAGUGUGCACAAGUCACCAACUGUCUGCAGAGUCAAUAGCUAAAGACCUCCAAACGUCAUGUAGCCUCCAGAUUAGCACAACAGUGUGUAGAGAGCUUCAUGGAAUGGGUUUCCAUGGCCGAGCAGCUGCAUCCAAGCCUUACAUCACCAAGUGCAAGCAACGUGCCGGAUGCAGUGAUGUAAAGCACGCCACCACUGGACUCUAGUGCAGAGGAGACGUGUUCUCUGGAAUGAUAAAUCAUGCUUCUCUGCCUCGCAAUCCAAUGGACGUGCCUGGGUUUGGCGGUUGCCAGGAGAACAGUGCUUGUCUGACUG
This is a messenger RNA of Staurois parvus, 639 nucleotides long. The record is from the annotation of a GenBank genome assembly. Lineage: Eukaryota; Metazoa; Chordata; Amphibia; Anura; Ranidae.